AUGUACGGAGAAGAGCAACAAUUGUCUCCUCUCUCUGGUAUACACGCACGCGAGCUGCUACUUUGCACUCUAUUAUCGCCUCCUUAUAUAUAUCCCGACUUCGGUUCAUUCCUCGCAUUUGCUGCGAAGGACACUUGUUUUUCAAUGGCCGAGUCUACGGAGAUUGACUAUACCCUCAAUAACCCGGAUACUUUGACAAAGUAUAAAACUGCCGCGCAGAUCUCACAUAAAGUCCUCGAGACCGUUACAGGAUGGUGUGUCGAGGGUGCGAAGGUGAUCGAGAUAUGUGAGAAGGGUGAUAAGCUUCUGGACGAGGAAGUUGCCAAGGUCUACAAGGGCAAGAAAGUCCCCAAGGGCAUUUCCCACCCAACCACCGUCUCCCCAAGCUCGUUCGUCACUCCAUAUACCCCAUUGGUGUCGGAUGCGGAGGAGGCUGCCACGACGCUCAAGGCCAAUGAGGUCGUCAAGAUCCAGCUCGGUGCGCAGAUCGACGGGUUUGGCACCAUCGUGUGCGACACCAUUAUUGUGGGCAGUGAUGGAAACGUCACGGGCCGCGAGGCCGAUUUGCUCCUGGCGACAUACUACGCGAACGAAUUGCUCCUGAGACUCAUGAUCCCCCCGGGCCUCCUUGCAAGCGGCUCUGACGAGGAGAAAAAGCAAGCGGCGGCCGCGAAGCCGCCCACGCAAUCUGCCAUUUCGGCGCUUUUGGAGAAAGUUGCUAAGUCGUACGGUUGCACUUUGGUGGAGAACACGACUAGCUGGCUGUUCGAGCAUAAUGAGAUCGAGGGGAAGAAGAAGAUUAUCGUUGCUCCCGGUGCGGGGAUUAAGGGGGAGGGGUCUGUAGAGGUAGGUGAGGCAUGGGGUGUCGAAGUGGGUCUUAGUCUCGGGUCUGGGAAGGUAAAGAAUUUGGAGUGCAGACCUACUCUGCACCGCCGUACCACGACUACGUAUAUCUUGAAGAGGCCGAGCUCGAGACAGACGCUCUCGGAAAUCGUGAGGCGGUUUGGAACAUUCCCGUUCAGUCUUCGCCAGCUAGAGGAUGAGAAGGCUGGGAAGGUCGGUGUUGUUGAGUGUGUUCGCGGUGGGGUGGUUCGACAGUACGAUCCUGCUGGAGAAGCUGAUGGCUCGCCAGUGUCCAGAUUAUUAACCACUGUUGUGAUUACCAAGAAUGGAUUGUCGAGGUUGGCAGCUCCUCCGCCUCUUGACUUGAGCAAGGUCCAGUCGGACAAGAAGAUUACGGACGAAGAGAUUUUGAAGAUCCUCGAGAGGCCACUGGCAAGAUCCACGGGAACGAAGAAGAAUAAGAAGAAGAAGAAGAAGUCUGCGAAGAAGGCUACCGCGGCCGCGGCUGAGGAGGAGGACGAGGAGGAAUCUAGCGAGGAGGAGUAA
Messenger RNA from Histoplasma mississippiense, 1389 nucleotides. Its product is annotated as curved DNA-binding protein 42 kDa protein. The transcript is spliced from 6 exons. The coding region runs from base 1 to 1389 and encodes 462 amino acids. The record is from RefSeq and is a predicted model, not a curated record. Lineage: Eukaryota; Fungi; Ascomycota; Eurotiomycetes; Onygenales; Ajellomycetaceae.